Equus quagga is the source of this 3510-nucleotide messenger RNA. RefSeq names its product zinc finger protein 177 (gene ZNF177). Bases 822 to 2567 code for a protein of 581 amino acids. The record is from RefSeq and is a predicted model, not a curated record. Gene Ontology annotation, biological process: negative regulation of transcription by RNA polymerase II. NCBI's taxonomy places the organism in Eukaryota, Metazoa, Chordata, Mammalia, Perissodactyla, Equidae. The transcript is spliced from 12 exons. Gene Ontology annotation, molecular function: DNA-binding transcription repressor activity, RNA polymerase II-specific.
GUGAAAUUGUCGCAUCUGGGAGCGUGGAGCCAGACAGACCCAAAGGGGAGGCGCGGGGUCAAAGUGCGCCGGCCUGGGCGCGGACGCGGCAGCCACCCUUCCUCCGAAAGCACCAGCUCGCUCAGCCGGGUGGAGCCGAGGCAGCAGCCCCGGGAGGAGGAGGCCUGUUACCCCGCCGGCCUCCCCUUUUCGGAGGCCUCCAGAGCAACCUGCGGGUCCUUUCUCGCGAAAGACAAGCAUCUCCGUCGUUCGCGUCACAGUGACCCGGGCCCAGCGCCCCCUUGUCCCCGCCAGCCCGCAGUUCUCUCGGGUCCCGGGGAGCACUAGGCGGAGUUGCUCCGGCUGUGGGUGUCGGUUAUGGGAGUCUGAGGCUGAUGAAUGAUGCUUGAUGGCAGAUGAGUAUUACCUGUUGCUUAAAGAUUGACGGUAGGAGGCAAGACUCCCAGUUACUACCUGAUCAAGAGGAAUUGAGAUUGACCUAUCCAUUAAAUUCAGACACUGUCUUGAAGAGACUUUGGGAACAAGAAAUAUUUGGGCAGAUUUCACUCUCUGACUCAAUGGAUGCCAGACAUUGAUCUUUCCCCUUGUGGUCGUCUUUCCCAAGACUUUUUCUGUCUUCAUAAGGAGAAGUCAGAAGGGGAAAAGACUGUGGCUGGAUCUCUGACAAAUUAUUCUCAGUGAAUAUUGGUGGAGAUGGCAAUUGCCUGAUGCCAAGAUGUCUGUGAUGGUUUAGGACCCAGUGAGAGAACGUGUCUGUGGAAGUCAGCCAGGAGGAGUGGACUUUGCCGGAACAAAUUCAGAGAAACCUGUACAGAGAUGUGAUGCUGGAGGACUACAAGAAUCUGGUUGCAAUACGUGGAACAAAGAGGAGAGCUGAGGACACUGGGAAGAGUUCUGCAAAGCGAGGGAGAAGGCAGAUUGGGACGCAUGUCUUAAUACCAAAUGGUCAGCACCUCAGCAGAAUAUUUUGCAGGGGAAACAUCCAGUGUGGUGGAAAUGGUGUUCAAAUUCCUAUUUCCUGGAAUCCUAGAAUUUACUUUAGGGAUGAUCCUUUGAUGGCUCUGCUUGCUCAGGACCCUGCCUGGCCAGGAGAGAGACACACCAGAGGAACUAUGGCUGCAGGAUUGCUGAGAACCUGGUCACAGGACUCAGUGACCUUUGAGGAAGUGGCAGUAGACUUCUCCCAGGAGGAGUGGGCAUUGCUGGAUCCUGCUCAGAAAAUCCUGUACAGAGAUGUAAUGCUGGAGAACUUUAGGAACCUGGCUUCAGUGGGGUAUCAUCUCUGCAAACACAAUCUGAUCACUGAAGUGGAGCAGGAAGAACUGAGGCCAGAGGAGAGAGGAAUUCUCCAAGGUGCCUGUACAGUUUCAGACUGGGAUACUCAACUGAGAUCCAAAGAUGCAAUUCCUAUGCAGAAUGUUCCUGGGGAAAAAACUUCCAAUGGCAGAAAAAUGGCACCAACUCAUUCUGGCCGGAAACCCUUAGAAUUUGAUCGUUGUGGAAAAUUCUUCAGAAGGAGCUGUCACCUUAUUUGUGCAAGAUAUUGCAAGGGAGAGAAAUGCUACAAAUGUAAAGAAUAUGGGAAAGACUUCAGCCAUCCCUCAACCCGUAGAAGUCAUGUGAAUACUCACACUGGAGAAAAAACUCUUGUAUUUAAUGAUUGUGGAAAAGCUUUCAAUCAAGAGUCAUCCCUUAGGAAAUGCUUAAGAGCUCUCACAAAAGAGAAAUCUUAUGAGUGUUAUCAAUGUCUUAUAUCCUUCAGCUUACACUCUUCCUCUUCAGUACAUGACCAAAUACCUACAGGAGAGAAACUCUGUGAAUGCAGUGUCUAUGGGAAAAGAUCUUCUCUCAGUGUCCACCAAAAACUAUAUACUGUGGAGGAAAGCUUAAAAUUUAAUGAACAUGAGAAAGUUUUCACUGGCCCCUUGUCCCUUCAGAAAUAUGUGAAACCUCACCCUGGAGAGAAACCUUAUGAAUGUAGUGACUGUGGGAAGGCCUUCAUUUUUCAUUCUUCCCUUAAGAAACACGUUAGAUCACACACUGGAGAGAAACCUUAUGCGUGUUAUCAUUGCGGAAAAUCCUUCAGCCAGAGCUCUCAUCUUAAUGUGCACAAAAGAACUCACACUGGAGAGAAACCCUAUGACUGUAAGGAAUGUGGCAAGGCUUUCACUGUUCCUUCCUCCCUUCAGAAACAUAUGAGAACCCACACUGGAGAGAAACCCUACGAAUGCAGUGACUGUGGGAAAGCCUUCAUUGAUCAGUCAUCCCUUAAGAAACAUACACGGUCUCACACUGGAGAGAAACCUUAUGAGUGCAAUCAGUGUGGAAAAUCCUUCAGCACAGGCUCUUAUCUCAUUGUACACAAGAGAACUCACACUGGAGAGAAAACCUAUGAGUGUAAAGAAUGUGGGAAGGCCUUUAGGAAUUCCUCUUGCCUAAGGGUCCAUGUGAGAACUCACACAGGUGAGAAGCCCUAUAAAUGUACUCAGUGUGGAAAAGCAUUCAGCACCAGCACUAACCUUAUAAUGCACAAGCGAAUACAUACUGGGCAGAAACUCUAUGAAUGAAAUGACGGUGGAGUAGCCUUAAGUGGUCCUUCACACCUCACUUCUCAUUUUAGAACUCACACUGGAGAGAAACCUACAUUGUGAUCAACGUAGAAAGCCUUUAGGUACAUCUCUUGAUUCACCUUAUACCAGGACCAACCUUAUAAAUGUUAUAGUUCUGUGAUUAUCUUUAUCAGUGAGUGUUUCAUCCUUAAAGUGUGACAGCUUAUUAACUGAUGAGUGCUAAAGGUUAUGUAGCACUCUAAAUUCUCCUUGAUCUACAUCACAAAAGUUUUGAUGUAUAAUGUUUUCAUUGUAAUUUAGUAUUAAACAUUGUCCAAUCCUCAUCAAGAUGUCUUGGACUUAUAGGUUAUUUAGAAGUUUAUUUUUUAAUGUGCAGACUGUAUCAUAUUUUAGUUAUCUUUUUGUCCUAGAUUUCUUACUUAAUUGAAUUAUGCACAGAAUGCACGAUCUUCAUGAUAGAGAUGCUAAACAAUAUAGAUUCAAACAGAAAAUUGUUGGAGACUUGCUGUGUGGCCUAAUGUGUGAGACACUACACAUUGCCAUCCCAAUGUCCAGUUUUCCCUUCCUUCCUUAAAGUAACAAAACUACAAUUUUGUUCACAUUGGCAGGGUGGACAAUUUUUUAAGGACUCAGCUCCAGCUUUCCUUGCAGCUCUGACUGCCCAUAAGCCCAUAGUUCUGUCCAGUGAGCAAUAGGCAAAGGUCACUGCUUGUUGGUUCUAAAGAAGCCCAUGGAAAUGGGAGCAUCUCAUUUGGCAUUUUCUCUUUACCCUUUGCCUUGUCUCUUCUUUCCUAGAAAAUAGACCAAGAGGAUGACAGUCAUAGGCUACUGAUUAUACGAGAGGGACAUACAAUAUUAUUUGGCUGUACCAGCCUUGGGUUGCUUAUUUCUGGACUUCAUGGAACAUGAGAAAAAUAAACUCCUACCUGGUUUAAACUAC